Vitrella brassicaformis is the source of this 3940-nucleotide messenger RNA. NCBI's taxonomy places the organism in Eukaryota, Vitrellaceae. The record is from the annotation of a GenBank genome assembly.
UGACCUUCAACAUACUCGUUGACGUGACUUGUACUGACAUGUGUGGGAAUGCGUCCAUUCAUUCAUUGUACACCUCCCUACCCUCACAAACCGACCUCACACACGCAGUGACUCGAUUAGUCAGUCGGCCAUGAUGGCUGGCUGCUCCGCAGGCCCGUGCUCCUCAGUCGUCGUUUCCUCCUCAUCCGUCAUCACUGAUUGCAGCGCCGCACCUAUGAGGCCCUUCAAGUUCUCCGCACCCUCCUCAUUGACGCCCUCCUUCGUCAAGCGGCCAACGAAGGGGUUGAGAGGACUUGGCUGGAAGGGCGAGGACUCCUGCCUGCACACACAAAGGGGGAUUCCCAGUGCACAAGCUGAUCUCCACGUGUGUACGUGUCUCUGUGUGUGUGCAUCUGCUCGCCUUAGAUUAGGUGUGUUGGUGACGUUGGUCAGUCUCUCAUGCGGCGGGGUGCUGCGCUGAGGCGGCAAUAGAGGGCGGCUCGCUGAGCCAGACAGAGUUUGGCCUGGACAACAUUUAGCACACAUAAACCCACCCACGCAUCCACAUUCCCCCCUUCCCUCCCCACACUCACUCUGUCGUCUUGGUGGCGGUGUGACGGAUAUCAUGGUAGACGACGAAGGCAGCAGGUCAUCCAUCAGCACCACCUCAUCCGCGUGCAUGCCGUCAGGAGAGGGCGAGGCAAGGUUCGGCGACAGACCUCCACUGCGCCUCAGCGGCUCAGGAAUCGGCUUCAAGGACGAAGGAGAGCUGAGACACACACAAAACACAACGGGGCAAUCGUCGCCGUCUGGUUACAAAGACACAGGUGCCCUUUCACUUUCUCUGCAUCCACGACUUCUUCCCGGCCUCCCCCCUGCCCCUGGUGUUGUGCUGCCACGGGCGCAAGGGAUCCAGCCCUCCCACCACUCCGCCACCCUCCCUCUCUCCACUCCUGUCAUCCCUCUGCGGCGGCAAGCGAAAUCUGAUGACACACAGAUAGAGACAAGGGAUCACCGAUCCCUGCAGUAGUCAAAAGGCAUGUGUGUGCGGACGAUGGUGGCGAAUCGCAGUCGAUGCUCUCCAACAGAUGGAUCGAGCUCGAUGCGUUGCUCGAUGGCGUCCCGUGAUCUCGGAAGGCGCUGAAGGCAGGCGGUUGCUGGGGAGGCUGAGGCUGGCGGGGAGGUUUUUUCGUCGAAGACGGCUGAGGAGCUUUGGCUUGCAGCUGUGUGCUGGGCUUCUUGGUGUUCCUGGCUGCUCGAAGAGACGUGCCUGAGGAGCUGGUCGUGUGACGGUGGUGGCUGGCGAGUGAGGGAGCACCGUAUGGCAGGGUGUUUGGGGGAUACUGCGACACGAGCUGCAUCUCCCAGAAGGCGGCCGCGGUGCGCGACUCCUCCAACUCUUCCAAUGCGCGGUUCAGGUCACCCUCCAGCUGCAUCCAUGGAAGUAUGCGCGAUGGAGAGGAGAUCAAUGGAGAUCGCGAUUGAUCAAUCCAUACCGCCUUCAGUUGCUUCUCUCUCUGGGCCAGUAGGUGUCGGUCGGCCGCCUUCUGUUCAUCAGCUCGUACCUUGGCGGCCUCCAGCUUGUGUGUGAUGGCCUGGAAAGACGUCAACUGGCCCUCAGCCUCCUCCAACUGAGACGUCAGGUCACCGAUCUGCACACAAGGAGAAGCGGGGGAGGCAAAGCAGACAUCUGGUGAGAAGCACCGGCGGAAGCCCACCUGCUGUCUCGCGGCAGAGGUCUCCUGGCUGACUUCGUGCAGCAGCGACUCGUACUUUUCCACCUUGCCCUUGAGCUCAGAUACCUCUGUGUCUCGGGCUGACAACACCUGACGUCGGACACACAAUGGUCGGUGCACCUGGUGGGUGCGAUGACGCUACCUCUAACAGCCCUUGGUUCUUCUCCUCUAGUCGAUCUCCUCUUCCAUGGGCAGCCGCGAGGCGCUGCAUCAGCUCCUCGCUCUGCAUGCUGACUUCUUCAACGCGCAUGGCCCUCUUUCGCCACUCGCCGAUUCGCUCAAGCGCUCUCGCCACUUUGCCUCUCACAUCUCCCACCUCUUCAACGCUCGUCACGCCUCCAUCCUCCCCGACACACUUGAGGACGUCUACCACGCAUCGCUUGCAGGACAUUAAGGCCUCCCGCUGGCCAUUGCUCAUCUGCAGACCACCACACCCGACACUGACAAUACCUCCUUGUCAUGUAUAUGUCUCUUGUCUGACCUUCAUCAUAGCCUGGAAUGUCACCUUCAUGAACUCCAUCUCAUCGCGCCGCCGGUUCUCCUCUUCAAGAGUGUUGCCGACACGCCCAUGGCCGUGGCCGUUGAAGGAAAGGUCGACGAUGGCGGGCCGCGGCAUUGGCUGCACUCUCACGUUCUGGCAUGAGGAGACCAGACGGAUGGCUGGCUUGAGCGUUUGUGUGUACAGCGGGGCUGGGAUGGAGGAAGGCAGGUGCACACACAGGUGCAGAUGGCAGUCCCUGAUGGAUUUGGAGGGGAAAGGAAGGAAAUGCACGCUUCCAAUGCGGGCCACAAAACAGGCUUUGCGGAGAUUUGUUGCGCCUCACUUUUGCAGUGCAUCGAAUAGGAGAGACGUGAGGCUGCUGCGGCGCCUGAAACUCUCGUCCGGACCUGCAUAUACGAAGAAGCCCACUAUCUCUGAUAUGCGUGCGACAACCAAACUCCAGCCGCAUUCAAUGACUUACCCGCGUCAGUGGACGACCUCAGCUGCAUGAGCAUCUGGUACAAGUUGCUGAUCGAGUCUCGCAGGAACUUCUGCUGGUCUCUCGUGGCGCCCCACCCACCCCCUCCCUCCACCUCAUCCGCAGCUAACAUGACCACACACACCGUCAGCUGGCCCUUGACGCCCCUGCUGUUGGGCCUCACUGACAGGAACGAGAGCCGAAAGAUGAAAUGUGCGCAGUGGAGGCGAGAUGGACUGAGUGUGGUGCACUGGCUGGCGCUCUCGCUGGCUGUGCGGGGACUGGGGAUGGACAGACACGAGGGGCUGGGCGGGAAGGGGGACGGGGGCAGGGGGGGAGGCUGGUCGUGGAGAGGAGACACAGAGUGGCUGAGGGUGGCGGUGAGGGCCUCGGCGUCUUUCUUGUUCAGGAUGGUUGCCUUCUUGAGGGCCAGGCGUCUCCCCUUGACCAUAGAGAGCUCUUCCAUGCAUUCCUGACCAAAGACAUCAGAACAACGACUUGAUUCCACAGUUUCUCUUCAUGCGGACCCUAUAUUGAGAGAGAAGAUCGACAACUCCCGUCUCCUUGACGAGUGCCAUCGCACUGCAUUGUACUAGUCCCUCAGGCCCAUCCUCUAUCUCACACAACUCGCGCAGCCACCUGCCAAGCAAUCCCUCGCCGGCAUCCCCGCCACUGCGUGUCGGCACCAGCUGUCCAAUCACGUGCGGCACAUCCCUUGGCAGGGCCAUCACGACAAUGGUCUCUUGAUACCCGCCCCGCACUCGCUGCGGCACUCUGUGUGCGCCCGCCAGCCGCUCCAUGCGGCUCAGCAUUUGCGAGGCCACAUAGACGUCCCCCUGGAAGGACGUGCUCGUGAUUGUCCCUGCAGCGGGCGAGCGGGGCGGCUGGGAGAGAACGGGCGAGUACGUCGAGAGGUUCGUCCUGCGCAGCGGCAGGCCGUCUUUCUCGUCGCUCGGCGUUGCGGCGCCGCUGGCGUUGGCCGUUGAGUGGUUCGUGCCGGGAGGCGCGUGGGACGUCACGAGGACGGACAGAUGGCAGGGGCCGCUGCCGCUUGCAGUGGUGCUCUUGCGGUUGUUUCCCCAGCCGCCAGUAGCCUUGAAAAAGGCGCGAGGGCCGGAGCUGUGACCCGCGGCAGCUGAGAGGGAGCUCUUGUCGAUGAUGAAGGCGGUUUGGGCAUUGCAAGGGGAGGCAUCGAGUGGCUCCAUCUUGGUGGUCAUGACAAGAGCUCCCUGCCUCUUCGAAAUCGUCGUGAUUGAAGCGAUGCGG